This is a messenger RNA of Clonostachys rhizophaga, 303 nucleotides long. NCBI's taxonomy places the organism in Eukaryota, Fungi, Ascomycota, Sordariomycetes, Hypocreales, Bionectriaceae. The record is from the annotation of a GenBank genome assembly.
AUGCCAGAGACGGAGCCAACCCUCCAACGCAAUGCUUAUGCCACAAACGGCUACCAUGCACCAAAUCGCUGCGAGAUGUGCGAUGUCUCCUUACCUGAUGAAGUCUCCAGGAACAAACACAUGCAGGAAACUGGGCAUCGCUCCUGCCCUCUAUGCAACAAGUAUGUCCCCGUAGGCGACUACUACAACCACGCCUUCGACAAGCACCCGCAUGAACGUUGGAACGAGCAUCAAGUAGCUUGGACAGAUAAGAAGGACAGGGAGAACGCACAGCCUUGGGCCGUACAAGGAGUAAAGAUCUAG